Lineus longissimus is the source of this 7654-nucleotide messenger RNA. Its product is annotated as probable global transcription activator SNF2L2. The transcript has 32 exons. Gene Ontology annotation, cellular component: nucleus. Gene Ontology annotation, biological process: positive regulation of transcription by RNA polymerase II. NCBI's taxonomy places the organism in Eukaryota, Metazoa, Nemertea, Pilidiophora, Heteronemertea, Lineidae. Gene Ontology annotation, molecular function: ATP binding; histone binding; transcription factor binding. The record is from RefSeq and is a predicted model, not a curated record. The coding region runs from base 104 to 5521 and encodes 1805 amino acids.
AAAAAAGAUGGCCGCCGCUUGUUUUCGAUAAUUUAUUGUCGGAUUUUACCAAUAAAAACACCGGAUAAGAGGGGUUUAGUGUGUGUUAGGAGAUAAUUGGGUAAUGGCUUCUAAGGAAGAGAGUGGGCUAAUGACAGCCCCGGCACCAAGCCCUGCCUACCCACAAGAACUCAUCCUAAAGGCCAUAUCUUCUAUGGAAGAGAGGGGUUUAACUAAUGAUCCAAGAUAUCAGCAACUCUUGAACAUGGCAAACAUGCAGAAGAAUAUACCCCAGGAGCAGAGGGCUACCCCUGAACCAGGCCAAGGCGGACCGCAAAUGCAAGGGCAGCCACCAACUCCAGGCAGCGAUGACUCCCAGUCACAAUCAUCAAUGCAAGGAGUCCCUAACAUGCCAGACAAUCAGCAAUUUGUACAGAAUCCACAGAUGUCACAGAUGGUGGGACAGAUUAUGCCUAAUCAACAGCAGCAAGGCCAGGGUCCAGCUCAUGGUGGUCCUCCACCAGGGCCGGGUCAACCAAUGCCCGGUCACAUGAACCAACCGCCCAUGUCGAAUCCUAUGGUCGGACAGGCAAAUCCAAACAUGCCAAAUCAGUCGGGCACAAUGCCUAGCCAGAUGAGCUCAGGACAGAUGCCUGGUCCUGGGUCAAUGCCAAAUCAGAUGGUACCAAAUUCACAGAUGGGAGGCCCUGGACCUGGGCCCGCUCCAAACCAGAUGGGGCCUAUGGGUGGACAGAUACCGAACCAGAUGCCUGGUCAAAUGGGAAUGGGAAGUCAAAUGGGUGGACCAUCCCCAGGUCCUCCGGUGCCCAUGCCCAACCAGAUGGGUGGGCCGAUGCACGGGCAGAACCAGAUGGGGAGCUCUCUGCCUAAUCAGAUGGGAGGUCCUUUGCCUGGAUCUGGAGGAGAUAUGGAUGGCCCAAAGCCGUGUGCGUUCAGUCAUCCCCAACUGCAGCAGCUGAAAGCUCAGAUCAUGGCGUACAAACUCUUGUCGAGGAAUCAUGCUCUGCCGCCACAUCUGAAGAUACUUGCCGAGGGCAAACGUGUUCCACCACAGUACAGACCCGGUCCAGGAGGGCCUGCACCGAUGGGUCAAAUGGGAAUGCAACAAAAUCAAGCAAUGGGUGGUCCCCAUCCACAACCGGGUCCUGGUCAGCAAUCCCGCUACCCCCAGAUGAUGGGCCAAGGUCCGCUUCCCUCACAACAAGUGAUGCCUCCGCAGCAGCCGAGGAUGAUGGCACCGGCCAUGCAGCAGCCGCAGCAGCAGCAGCCAUCAGCUCCACAUCCCCAACAACAACAACAGCAGCAGGGGCAACCGCCGCAUCCGCAACAGCAGUCAAUGCAGAUGCAGAUGCACCAGAAGCAGAAUCGUAUCACUCCUAUCGCCAAGCCGCAGGGCAUUGAUCCAAUCGAUAUUCUGAAGGAAAGAGAAAACAGAAUUUCCUCGCGAAUAGCUCUACGAAUCAAGGAGUUGGAGAACCUGCCUGCUGUCAUGCCAGAAGAUCUGAAAACGAAAGCGAUGAUUGAACUUCGUGCAUUGCGGUUGCUCAACUUUCAGAGGAAUCUGAGAUCAGAUGUUGUCGCCAGCAUGAGGAAGGACACCACACUGGAAACAGCCCUGAACUCGAGGGGUUACAAACGAAGUAAACGCCAGUCCCUACGCGAAGCCAGGAUCACAGAAAAGCUAGAGAAGCAACAGAAAGUGGAACAAGAAAGGAAGAGAAGACAAAAGCACCAGGAAUAUCUCAAUGCAGUUCUUCAACAUGCCAAAGAUUUCAAAGAGUACCAUCGCAAUAUCUCCGGUAAGAUUACAAAAGUCAACCGCGCUGUCAUGGUGUAUCACGCCAACACAGAACGGGAACAGCGUAAAGAACAGGAAAGGAUCGAGAAGGAGCGUAUGCGCCGACUUAUGUGCGAGGAUGAGGAAGGCUACAGGAAACUCAUUGACGAGAAAAAAGAUAAACGUCUGGCCUACCUCCUGUCGCAGACAGACGAAUAUAUAGAAAAUUUGGUCAUGUUAGUGCGGCAACACAAAGUCGACAUUAAGAAGAAGAAGAAGAAGAUCAAAAAGAAGGAGAAGGAAGAAAACAAGAAACCAGAGCCGCCUGUGACUGAGGGUAAUGGGGACGAGGCUAGUGCUAGCGGUGAAGGUGCCGAGGGCACCAACGCCGAUGGAACCAAACGUGCGGAUCCUCGCGCACUCAAGGACGGGAUCCUGGAUGAAAGUUCUAAUAUGAGUGACAUGCGAAUCCAUGUCAUAGAAACAGAGACUGGAAGACGCCUUACUGGAGAGGAUGCCCCGCUUGCUAGUCAAGUUGAUGCUUGGCUUGAAAUGAACCCUGGCUUUGAGGUUGCGCCACGUGAUGGUAAAGAUGUCGAGUCUGACUCUGACGGGUCCGAUGAAAGUGACGAUGAAAAUGAAGAAGUGGAGGAGGAGGAACAGAUUGAUGUCAAGGCUGUAACUAAAGAUGAUGAUGAUGAAUAUAAAGUCGCUGGCAGGAAUUAUUAUGGUAUCGCUCACACCGUCAGUGAGAAAGUGACAGAACAGGCCAAUAUGAUGGUCAAUGGUAAACUCAAGGAGUAUCAGAUUAAAGGUUUGGAAUGGCUGGUGUCUCUGUACAACAACAAUUUGAACGGCAUCCUGGCCGAUGAGAUGGGCCUUGGUAAAACUAUCCAGACAAUCUCCCUGAUUACUUACCUGAUGGAAAAGAAAAAGGUCAAUGGGCCUUUCCUCAUCAUCGUGCCAUUAUCAACCCUCUCUAACUGGAUGCUGGAGUUUGACAAGUGGGCACCAUCGGUUGUCAAGAUCCCGUACAAAGGCUCACCACAGCUUAGGCGAACUCUCAUGUUUCAGCUGAAGGGCGGCAAGUUUAACGUGCUCCUGACGACUUAUGAAUACGUCAUCAAAGACAAGGCGGUCUUAUCCAAGUUGCGUUGGAAGUAUAUGAUCAUCGACGAGGGCCACAGGAUGAAGAACCAUCAUUGUAAACUCACCCAGGUGUUGAACGUCCAUUACUGUGCUCCACACAGGUUACUGCUCACAGGAACACCAUUACAGAACAAAUUACCCGAGUUGUGGGCAUUGUUGAACUUCUUGUUACCUAGUAUCUUCAAGUCGUGCUCGACGUUUGAGCAGUGGUUCAAUGCGCCGUUUGCCUUGACCACGGAGAAGGUUGAACUGAAUCCGGAAGAGACGCUGCUGAUCAUCCGACGUCUGCACAAAGUGCUGCGUCCGUUCUUGCUGAGGCGGUUGAAAAAGGAGGUCGAGUCGCAGCUGCCAGAUAAGAUUGAGUAUGUGAUCAAGUGUGACAUGUCAGCCCUACAGCGGUUCCUCUACAGACACAUGCAGAGCAAGGGCGUCUUGCUGACAGAUGGAUCUGAAAAAGACAAAAAGGGUCGUGGCGGUACCAAGACAUUGAUGAACACCAUCAUGCAGCUGAGGAAAAUUUGUAAUCACCCGUACAUGUUCCAACAAAUUGAAGAAGCGCUAGCUGAGCAUCAAGGGAAUUCAACAGGAAUCAUUACUGGGCCUGAUUUGUACAGAAGUGCUGGCAAGUUUGAAUUGAUCGACAGAAUGCUGCCCAAACUGAAGCGUUUGGGUCAUCGUGUGCUACUCUUCUGUCAGAUGACCACACUCAUGAGCAUUAUGGAGGAUUACUUCCUUUACAAAGGUUACCAAUAUCUACGCCUCGAUGGUAUGACAAAGUCCGAUGAUCGAGGGGAACUACUCAAGAAGUUCACGGCACCUGAUUCACCAUACUUCAUCUUCUUGUUGAGUACCAGAGCUGGAGGUCUCGGCCUGAAUCUUCAGGUUGCCGACACUGUCAUCAUCUUUGACUCGGAUUGGAAUCCUCAUCAGGAUCUGCAAGCCCAGGAUAGGGCCCAUCGUAUCGGACAGCAAAACGAAGUCCGAGUUCUCCGACUGAUGACGGUCAAUUCGGUCGAGGAAAAGAUUCUGGCCGCAGCAAGGUACAAGUUGAACGUUGAUGAGAAGGUCAUCCAAGCUGGUAUGUUCGAUAAUAAGUCGACAUCAUCGGAACGGCGGAGUUUCCUCACGCAACUGCUGACACAAGCUGAUGAUCAGGAUGAUGAUGAAGAUGAAGUGCCAGAUGACGAGACAAUCAACCAGAUGCUUGCGCGGACGGAGGAGGAAUUUGAAAUCUACCAAUCGAUGGAUAUCGAGCGGCGACGGGAGGAGGCGAAGACUUUCGGCGGGAGGAAGCCGAGGUUGAUGGAAGACGACGAGUUACCAACGUGGCUACUCAAAGAUGAACGCGAGGUUGAACGUCUGACGUUUGAGGACGAGGAGGAUAAGAUAUUUGGACGAGGUUCGCGACAGAGGAAGGAGGUUGACUACUCUGACCAGUUGACUGAUAAACAAUUUUUGAAGGCCAUUGAAGAUGGGACCCUCGAUGACUUGGAAGAAGAGACCAAGGUCAAGAAGAAAAAGAAGGGACGAAAGAGGAAACGCAACGAUGAUGAUGACGACGAUGAACCGCCACCGGUCAAGGAGAAAGUGAAAGGAGAAAAGAAACGACGCGGCAGGCCCCCGGUUGAGAAGAUGACACCAAAUCCACCUAGACUCACCAAGAUGUUGAAGAAACUGUAUGAUGUAGUUGUCAACUACAAGGACAGUGACCAGCGAGUCCUGAGCGAGGCAUUCCUUCAGCUGCCCUCCAGGAAAGACCUACCGGAUUAUUAUGAGGUGAUCAAGAAGCCUGUCGACUUUAAGAAGAUCAAGCAAAGGAUCUUGGAUCACCGCUACCGCAGCCUGGACGACCUUGAAAGGGAUGUCCUUCUCCUGUGCAAGAAUGCCCAGGCAUACAAUAUCGAAACCUCUCUGAUCUAUGAAGAUUCCAUUGUGCUACAGUCUGUGUUCACCAAUGCCCGUGAGCGCCUCGAGAAGGGCGGCAUGCUUCCGACCCCCGAUGUCUCCGACAGUGACGAGGAUGAAGAAGACGAGGAGCAGAAUGGUGAUGACGAUCAGGGAGAAGAGCAGCAGCAACAGGAAGAGGAGGAAGAUAGAGAGGCUGAGAAAGCGAGAGCCAGGAAGGAAGAGAAAAAGGAAAAAGAGAAAGAGAAAGAGAAAGAGAGGGAACGAGAACGCGAUCGAGAUCGAGAACGAGAAAGGGAAAGGCAUGACAGAGACAGAGAACGAGCUGCAGCAGAAAAGUUGCAGGAACACAAUGCUGUUCACUACCAACACUACCAACGACCUCCUCACCCAUACACAAUGGCGGACGCUCAUGCCUAUUACGGCCAGGCGUAUCCCGGCAUGUCUGGGAUGCCAAUCCCACCAUACCCAGUCAUGGCAGGACCCAGUGCUGUCAGGGACCCUAUGGCCGCAAUGGCGGGUAUGAGAUACCCUAAUCCUCAUAUGAUGGAGAAAAUUAGAAGGGAGGAGAGGACGCCUCAGCCGCCACCCCUAGCACCAGAAGAUGAUUCGAGGUCACGAAGGAAGGGCCGGCCGUUGAAAACCCGGGUGUACAUCAGCAGUGAUGAAGAUUCCGACAUGGAAAUGUAAAAUAAUGUCAACAGGGUAACUUAAUAUAUACUGGAAACGAAAUGACAUUCAACCAAAGUUCGCUUAAAUGGAUUCAUGCCGAAAUGAUUGGUGCAGAUUUUACAUAUCUCAACAAUGCUUAUUUACUUUAGAGAAUGACAAUUUGACAAUGUCUGAAGAUUUAAGAUAGUAUUUUGUAAUUCGGUGACUUCUUUCUCGUUACUACUAGUGCUUUUGUGCAUUUGCUAGAUAAAUAACUAUAUGUGGAAUAUUUGUCCACAUAUAGUCUUGGCCAUAAUGAUGUGGAAACUUGUUGUGAUUUGGAUGGUGAAAGUAACUCCUUUUACUGUCUUACAGUUACAAGAAAUAUUGUCUUUUUCCUUAUGGCCAAGACUGUAUUCAUUCAUGGCAUUGUAUUGUGUACAGUGCAUACAUGUAUGUGUAUUUUUGUAUUUAUAUGAAGAGAGGUAUAAAGUACGGUAAUGACAAAGUGAACAAAAACUAAACAAUUUGUAGCAGUUUGCUUGAAAAUGAAGUUUGGAAUGAAAAAUUCCCACAUGUCCAUUGUAGAGCCAUAGCAACCACAUGUUGGUAACUUGGCUUUGGCUGAUUCAAACUCAACAGUUUUGAUGCUGAGAAAGUUCAAAACUCAGCGAUACCACUCUUAUAAUGCAAGCGCCAAGAUUUUCUGUACAUAUUGUCAUUGCUUUUCCUCUUCUUCUGUGCAGUGGUUGCAUUUGGAUUUAUAUGAACUUGAACUUGUAGGCCUUUAGCGGUCUCUCUCUAAGACACAUUGUCCUGAUAUGUAUGUAAAUGUUCUGUAUAGCUAUUCUCGUAUUAACCACAUCUCAAUUAGAGUUCCGUACAGGUCAGGGUCACAACUGUACGUGGAUUUUUAUCCUUGUUUUGGAUUCCUGUAGUACGGUUGCAUCCCUGGCCUGAUACAUGGGGUGAUAUGAAUAAAGACUAGCAAAUGCUUUUAUCUAAAACUCUAUGUACAUUUACACUAGGCCUUUCUGUACAAAAUUGAAGUAAAAGCAUUUGCUAGUCUUGAUUCAUAUCACCCAAUGCCUUGAUCUGCACCUCAUAGAUAGAUGUUGUAUUCGUGUAAUUAGUCCAUGAGCCAUCAUGGGUAUUGGUGAUGAUGAUACCAGUGACGGUGAAUGUGACAUUAGCAUGGAUACGCUGUAACUAGUUAUUCAAACUGUGUUAGCACAGUGGGUAAAGGUAUCUGUUUGCCUAAGAAAAAAUAUGUGCUUAUCUGGAGAGGAAUGACGACACAAAAGUAACAUACAAUAGAUUUAUAGUUCAUAUUGAGGAGCGUGAGGCCCGCAUUUAUUAUUUUCAUCCAAUUGUACCCCUCCAAUUCUGUAAUGGGAAGGCCUGUGUCUAUUGUGUUGCAAAGGUAAACCAAUACCUUCACCCUCCGUGCAAGUGAAGGGUGUCAUCUACAUGUACUUGUCAGUGUAUGGCUUAGAUGAUUGAAUUUGAAAUAAAAUUGAGAUAUUCAAUUAAAUAUAAAGCACUCAAACAUGAAUUUUGAAUGUCGCUCAUCAUGGACAUCAGCAUAAUUUUCUUUUGGCUUCUCAGUUCCUGCUUGAAGGAUAUUAUUUGCUGGAAUCAAAUCAAAAUUUUUAUUAUUUUUUUACUACAUGUAUUUUCUCUUGGUCAUUUUCUUCAUCUUAAAGGGAACUGAAACCGCCAAGCCAGUUCGUAUGACCUCGUUUUCAUUUCCCGCGUAUCGGGUGAUCAGAACGAGGCAUGAAUAAAACAUGGCGCCUUGCUGUCAAUCAUUGAGUGACGUCACUGCUGUGGAAUUUACUACGAAAACUCAUGAAUGAAAGAUCGCAUGACUCACGUGAUUCUCACAUGAUUCUCAAUAAUAACAAAUUGAACUGCGCAUGCUCGGGCACUGGGGGCAGAGCUACAAAUCUGAACUCGAAUAGGAAGUUGGAAUUUUGACUUUCUCGGGUGGUGAAAGUCGAAAAGUUGAAUAAAUCGCUCGGCGGUUCCAGUUCCCUUUAAACCACUUCACUCAUUGUGUUCGAGCAAGUUCCAUUGUUGUGCACUUGAUAUUGUAGAACAAGGCAGUAAUGAUAUUGUAGUAGUUUAACACUUCAUCAUAUCUUUGAAAUAAACCAUGGGGUAAUUGGA